Penicillium brasilianum is the source of this 1551-nucleotide messenger RNA. NCBI's taxonomy places the organism in Eukaryota, Fungi, Ascomycota, Eurotiomycetes, Eurotiales, Aspergillaceae. The record is from the annotation of a GenBank genome assembly.
AUGACCCCUCCUGUUUCAUCACCUCUGCCAAACAAAGAUGGCUCGAAAGGGGGUGGUAAAGAUGUCUGGGUGGAAUAUCAAGAUGGUGACGCUGCAAUCGAUGUUAUGGUGAUCUACCGCUCCUAUGAGCCCGAGUACCGUCGUGAUAUUGAGUUGAAACUACGCCGGAAAAUCGAUACCCGGAUUCUACCUCUCGUCGUCAUCAUCUAUCUGUUCAACUAUCUGGAUCGCAAUUCCAUCACCCAAGCUCGUCUGUAUGGACUCCAAGAGGAUACCGGUGUCAAGGGAGCGCAAUACCAGACUGCGAUCUCUAUCUUUUCAGCUGGUUAUAUUCUCAUGCAACUUCCGUCUACCAUUAUGAUGACGAAACUUCGCCCUUCCAUCUACCUUCCAACAUGCAUUAUUAUCUGGGCUAUCACUAGUGGAUGUACUGCCACCGUUCACAACACCCCGGGAUUAUUGAUGGUUCGACUUUUCCUCGGUUUCGUGGAAGCCCCAUUUUUCCCCGGAGCGAUCUAUUUCCUUAGCUGCUGGUACACAAAGCGGGAAAUCGGUGUCAGAAUGGCACUCCUGAUCUGCGGUAUCCUUCUUUCCAACGCUUUCGCUGGCUUGAUCUCAGCCGGAAUUCUGUCUGGUAUGAACGGUGUUGGCAACUUGACAUCAUGGAGGUGGUUGUUCAUUAUUGAAGGGCUUGCCACGUUGGUAGUCGGUAUCAUCGCCCUUUUUGUGUUACCAGACUUCCCAAGCACUACAAAAUGGCUUACUCGGGACGAGAAGGUGAUUGCUCAGGGUCGCUUAGCCGCCGAUGCUGGUAGCGAUUCCUUGCUAGAUGAGGAAAAAGUGCCCAUUACUCGCGGAUUGAUCUGGGCGGCAAAGGAUCUUCGGACUUGGAUGUUUGCCUGCCUUCAGAUGGCUACCACUGCGUCCAUCUCGUACUCCCACUUUUUCCCCACCUUGAUAAAGCAGUUGGGAUUCAAGAAUAAUACUACCGUCUUGCUUCUGACCUCGCCACCUUACCUUGUUGCAUUUUUCUGGGCUCUCUCCUGGGCAUGGGUGGCUGAUCGGCGUCAAAUUCGCUCAAUCCCGGCCGGAACAUCUCAGUGUCUCGCCAUGGUUGGCACAAUCCUCCUUAUCGCCGUUAGGGACUCCCUCUGGGCUAGAUAUGGAUUCAGUUUCCUGGUUGCAUGCGGCACAUUCGGCGUCUAUGCGACCACAUACGCAUGGCUAUCCUCGACAAUUACACAGCCUCCAAUCAAGCGAGCUGUUGCCAUUGGACUUGCGAACACCUGCGCAAAUAUUGCGUCUCUCUUUGCAAACUACUUUUGGUUGGAUCAAUACGAGCCAGCCUAUCGUCAAUCCUGGGGCUGUCUAUUGGCAUUCCAGGCACUCGGACUCUCUUGUAUCCUUACCAUCCGUUUCACACUCCAGCGCGCGAACAAGAAGUUUGAGAGCUUGUCCAAUGAAGCUGAUGUCAUGGACCCGUUAGUUAUCGAGCGUCUCAAUCUUGACGAGCGCAAGGCGGUUCAGAACGGAUUUCGAUAUAUUGUGUGA